AUGACAGUAGGUCGCGCCUGGGAGAUUUAUAUAGUAUGGUUCGGCCAUGACAGGUGCGAGCGUAUCAUUUCCGGAUACGGCGUCGAACAGCUGCGGGAUAACAACUAUGAAACAUACUGGCAGUCGGAUGGAUCGCAGCCUCAUGUAGUGAACAUAAUAUUUCGUCAGAAGACAUCGGUCAGCUACGUUGCACUGACGUUCAUGCUGCAGAUCGUCAUCAUGCAGAACUAUCAGAACGGCCGAGACACUCAUGUGAGACAGAUAAAGGUUUAUGGCCCCAUGCCCAGCAACCGCUUCGACCCAUUACUUGGACUGUUUGGAAAUGAAAGCUUACUGAGGUGA
Molecule: messenger RNA, 342 nt
Organism: Soboliphyme baturini
Lineage: Eukaryota; Metazoa; Nematoda; Enoplea; Dioctophymatida; Soboliphymatidae
Source: the annotation of a GenBank genome assembly